GGCGAGGAGCACCGGGCACCGCUGCGCUGUCCUGCGGGGACCGAGCGGGGCCGGGCUGUGCCGAACCGGGCCGGGACUGCGGGGCCGAGCCGGGCCGGUCGGUCCCGAGCGGGGCGGGCACUGCCCGCGGUGCUGAGCGGGGCCGGGCGCUGUCCGCGGUGCUGCAGGGGCGGCCCUGCCCGGUGCCCCCCGAUCCCCCCCGGCCAUGGGGUCCUACACCGCCGGCCCGGGGGGGGACGGAUACAACGAGGCGCUGCUGCACAAGACAAUCCUGGUUGGAGACAGCGGCGUGGGGAAGACGUCUCUGCUGGUCCAGUUUGACCAGGGCAAGUUCAUUCCUGGCUCCUUCUCCGCCACCGUGGGCAUUGGGUUUACGGUGAUGUUACUUGGAGACUCGGGCGUGGGGAAAACCUGCUUCCUGCUCCAGUUCAAAGACGGGGCCUUUCUCUCCGGGACGUUCAUAGCCACCGUGGGCAUAGAUUUCCGGAACAAAGUGGUGGCCGUGGAUGGUGUGAAGGUGAAGUUACAGAUCUGGGACACGGCAGGACAGGAGCGGUUCCGCAGCGUCACCCACGCCUACUACAGGGAUGCCCAAGCCCUGCUCCUGCUCUACGAUAUCACCAGCAAGAUGUCCUUUGACAACAUCCGCGCCUGGCUGACGGAGAUCCACGAGUACGCACAGAAGGACGUGGUCAUCAUGCUGCUGGGCAACAAGGCUGAUGUGAGCAGCGAGAGGGCUGUGAGGACAGAGGAUGGAGCAUCGCUGGCCAGGGAAUAUGGGGUGCCUUUCAUGGAGACAAGCGCCAAGACAGGCAUGAACGUGGAGCUGGCCUUCCUGGCCAUUGCCAAGGAGCUGAAGCAGCGCGCGAUGCAGCCGCUGGAUGAGCCCCGAUUCCAGAUCCACGAUUAUAUCGAGUCACAGAAGAAGAAAUCCAGCUGCUGUGUCUUCUCCUGAGGGCAGCCGGGAGGAGCCAGCAACCCUGGGGGCACAGGCAGGAGACAGAGAGGGGCCUGAUCCUGCCCUCGAGUGCCCGAGGGAACCAGGCUCUAACAAGCCAAGGUGGAUGGGACAAUACAGCGGAGCAGAGAGUGCACGAGGAGGGCCCUCACCCCAGUUCCAGGAUCCAGGGGCCAGAUCCUUCUGCCCCGUGAAACAACGCCUGGAGCUUGCUGUGUGCCACUGUGGGAAUCACUGUGGUGUGGUGACUGCCAGCCUGGCCAGUGAGCCACAGCGAUGCCUCCAUCACCCAGGACACAGCCACACACCUCACUGAGGGACACCUGGAGCGGCUGGAGGGGCAGUGCGUGUGCCAUGGAUGAGCCCCCCGCAGCCCCCAGCCCUCUCCUCCCUUGCAGCCAUCCCUGCUCUUGGUUCUGCUCUUGUCCGACUGGAAGGGCCUGAUCCAGCCCCUGUGUCCCUGGUGCUGCCAGGCUCUGGCUUCCCUCCAGGGAUCCUCAGCUCUGCCCCCGGGGCUGCCCCACGCCCCAACGCUCACAUUGGGCUGUGGCUCCUCUCUGCUGCAGUUGCUGCCAUUGGCUUUUAUCCUCAUGCCACCAUGAGGGCAGUGAUAUCCUCAUUGUAUCCUGGCUCUGCUUGAGGGAAGGGCUGGGAUGGGGAAGGGUCCAGCCAAACCUGCUCCCUGCCCAUACAACUGUGAUAAGAAAUAAAACUCCCCUGGGAGCACCCAAGCGAUGUUUGGGGCAUUUCUAGUACACACAGCAAUGUGGAAACAACUUUUUUUUUCCCCAUCUUGUAGUCACGGGAAUUAGAGGAAUUCUUUUUUUUUUUAAGAAAAGCCUUUUAAUUUUCAAUCCCUCCAGACUAAAUCAUCUCCAGCCUCAUGCAGGAGAUGCUCACUGUGGCCUGGAGUGAUGCUCCAGCCCUGCUGGC
Molecule: messenger RNA, 1891 nt
Organism: Pipra filicauda (Wire-tailed manakin)
Lineage: Eukaryota; Metazoa; Chordata; Aves; Passeriformes; Pipridae
Gene: RAB37
Product: RAB37, member RAS oncogene family
Exons: 10
Coding region: 206-955 (249 amino acids)
Biological process (GO): regulation of exocytosis; protein localization to plasma membrane; protein secretion
Cellular component (GO): dendritic spine; plasma membrane; synaptic vesicle
Molecular function (GO): GTPase activity; GTP binding
Source: RefSeq, a predicted model, not a curated record